This is a messenger RNA of Varroa destructor (honeybee mite), 731 nucleotides long. RefSeq names its product partner of xrn-2 protein 1-like. The record is from RefSeq and is a predicted model, not a curated record. NCBI's taxonomy places the organism in Eukaryota, Metazoa, Arthropoda, Arachnida, Mesostigmata, Varroidae.
AUCGAACGAUUGUCCACAGAGGCCAAUCUGAUGGUGCGUCAGCUGUUGCUAGUGUAGCCGGUCUCGAAUUUACUUGUUGCAUAAUUUCACGAUCCCGUUCAGUAUGCCGCUCUCUCAACCAAUUGAGACGUAUCGUCAACCAUGGGAAAGUGCGGAAAAUUGGGAAUUACGAGAAGAGUUCAUUGUACAGUACCAGGAGAACUUCGAAGAGAAUCGUUUACUCUGUUUAGCGCAGGCGUAUGUCAACGUCAUGCUGCUGGGGUGUCAGUAUCCGGACGCAAUAAUGCAACAGGUGAACGCUUUGGCUAAAGGGUUAAACAAGGGCGAAUCCUUCAAAGACCAGCAAGACAAACGUGCUAAACAAAAUGCGGCAAAAAAGCCCCGCAAACAGUCGGAACAGUUGGGCACCACAAUAAAGCGAGGCUGGAGCAACAGCGACAGGGGCGCACAUCAGUACUUUUAAAAAAAAUCUUUUUCAUGUAAAAUAGGCUUCUUGUACCAAUUGAGUGUUUCUAUGGAAAUCAUAUUGUCACACAAAUUACGUUUAUCACCCAGUAUGUGGAAGUUGUGCACAUAGGCGCAUUCAGCUAUUUUCAUUUCUUCAUUUUUCCCAGUGAGUAUAAUCAAUUUAAUGGCAUUCUCAGUACUAAAAAUAGCACGUAUAUCUGACACUUGUAUAUAACAAUAACUCGAGUACUGUACAAAUAAACUAUCCACACACAAACUUAGUU